AUGAAGAAGCUGGAUUUCGAGGAGUGCGAGUUCCAGAACUCGGAGAAGAAGUCUGCAGAUCUAAGUGUCUGCGCAAGCCACACCAACCCCAUGAACGACAACGACAUGUCGGGAACUCCCGGGUACAUCGCGAAGUACUACAGCGGCCCGCCUAGCGCGCCAAACGGCUAUCCUAUGCCAGGAAGCAAAGAUGACGACACCGACCCCGACAACGCACCCAAGACCGACGUCAAGGCAUGCGUCUCCACCUGCUGCAAGCAUCCCCCGGCGGAUGGCUGGGAGAAGGUCGAGGAUAAGACGGUUGCCCUGGCCAAGGCCACCACACCGGCAACCGUGAGGCUUCCCAGUGGCACCUUCGCCAUUGCCCAGUUGCCAGAGAGUUUGCGGUCGCAAGUGGAUCCGGACAACUUGCCCCCGUGCGGCUUCUGUGGCACCGAGACCAUCAAGGGAGCAGAUAAGCUGAUCAAGUGCUUCAGCUGUUGGGGCAAAUGCUGCGAUCCGGCCGGCGUGACAGCCUGUGCUGACAAGAACAAGGGGCAAGAUCCGACUUGCAAGGACGAGACCAGCAUGUCGCUGCUCUCAUUGUCUUCCGGACUUGCAUCAGGUGCGGUGACCUCGCAGCAUGCCAAGGCCUUCUCUGCCAGCAUCACAGCAACCAGACGUAGCGAGGAGCCCAUCAGCCAUUCCAAGAAGUGGCAGAAGCUCCUCGCCCGCGCCCGGCACCAGAUCGCUGCCCGCCUUCGGCGCGUCUAG
Molecule: messenger RNA, 753 nt
Organism: Symbiodinium natans
Lineage: Eukaryota; Dinophyceae; Suessiales; Symbiodiniaceae
Source: the annotation of a GenBank genome assembly